Messenger RNA from Diaporthe amygdali, 1644 nucleotides. RefSeq lists its product as uncharacterized. The coding region runs from base 1 to 1644 and encodes 547 amino acids. The transcript is spliced from 5 exons. Gene Ontology annotation, molecular function: oxidoreductase activity, acting on the CH-CH group of donors; flavin adenine dinucleotide binding. The record is from RefSeq and is a predicted model, not a curated record. NCBI's taxonomy places the organism in Eukaryota, Fungi, Ascomycota, Sordariomycetes, Diaporthales, Diaporthaceae.
AUGUCAAAGACAUUCAGCGCCAACGACGUCGCGUCGCACAAGACGCCUGACUCUCUCUGGAUCAUUGUCGAUGAAGAUGUUUAUGACCUGACAAAGUUUCAAGAUGACCACCCAGGCGGCAAGAAGAUCCUCCAAAGAGUAGCCGGCAAGGAUGCCUCCAAGCAGUUCUGGAAAUAUCACAACGAGGGUAUCCUGAAGAAGUACAAGGGGCAACUUCAGGUUGGCAGCCUCGACAGCAAGCCAAAAGUAGAGGCGAAGCCUGCCGCAGAGCCCAUGCCUGUUGCCGCGCCCAAGGCCGCCGCUCCCGCGAAGAAGCCCGUCACCCCCAAGGGCCAGGAAGAAGCCGAGGCUCUGGAGCCAUUCGGUGCUCAGAUCCCCUUCUCCGACCCAAGUUGGUACCAAGGAUUCCACUCUCCCUAUUUCAACGAGUCCCACACCGCCCUCCGAGCCGAGGUCCGCGAAUGGGUCGAGAACGAGAUCGAGCCCAAUGUCACCGAGUGGGACGAGAAGAAGGAGGUCCCACCCGAGAUCUACAAGGAGAUGGGCCGCCGGGGCUACCUGGCUGGUCUGCUCGGGACAGCCUUUCAGAGCGACUACACCGAGAACAAGAUCAAGUCCGUUGCGCCUGAGCAAUGGGAUCUCUUCCACGAGAUGCUCCUCACCGAUGAGCUCUCGCGCGCCGGCUCUGGCGGUUUCGUCUGGAACGUCAUCGGCGGUUUCGGCAUUGGCUGCCCGCCACUAGUCAAGUUUGGCAAGAAGGCCCUCAAGGAUCGGAUCCUGCCUGGGAUUCUGAAUGGCGACAAGCGCAUUUGCUUGGCCAUUACUGAGCCAGAUGCGGGCAGUGACGUUGCCAACCUGACAUGCGAGGCCAAGCUGAGCGAGGACGGCAAGCACUACAUUGUCAACGGCGAGAAGAAGUGGAUCACCAACGGUAUCUGGUCUGACUACUUCACGACUGCAGUGCGGACGGGUGGCCCAGGCAUGAACGGUGUUUCUCUCUUGCUUAUCGAGAGGGAGGCCGGCGGUGUGUCGACGAGGAGGAUGGACUGCCAGGGUGUCUGGUCUUCAGGCACAACGUACAUCACAUUUGAGGAUGUCAAGGUGCCAGUUGAGAACCUUCUGGGCAAGGAGAACCAGGGCUUCAGAGUCAUUAUGACCAACUUCAACCACGAGCGUAUCGGCAUCAUCAUCCAGUGCCUGCGCUUCUCGAGGGUGUGCUUCGAGGAGUCGGUCAAGUACGCCAACAAGCGCAAGACGUUCGGCAAGAAGCUGAUAGAGCACCCCGUGAUCCGGCUGAAGCUGGCGCACAUGGCGCGGCAGAUCGAGGCGUCGUACAACUGGCUCGAGAACCUGAUCUACCAGUGCGAGAAGAUGGGCGAGACCGAGGCGAUGCUGCGCCUGGGCGGCCCCAUCGCCGGCCUAAAGGCCCAGUCCACCGUCACCUUCGAGUUCUGCGCCCGCGAGGCCUCGCAGAUCUUCGGCGGCCUGUCCUACUCGCGUGGCGGCCAGGGCGGCAAGGUCGAGAGGCUGUACCGAGAUGUCAGGGCGUAUGCCAUUCCUGGCGGUUCCGAGGAGAUUAUGCUAGAUUUGUCGAUGAGACAAUCCAUGAGGGUGGCGAAGAUGUUGGGGGGCAUGAAAUUGUAG